Messenger RNA from Sinocyclocheilus rhinocerous, 923 nucleotides. RefSeq lists its product as uncharacterized. NCBI's taxonomy places the organism in Eukaryota, Metazoa, Chordata, Actinopteri, Cypriniformes, Cyprinidae. The record is from RefSeq and is a predicted model, not a curated record. The transcript is spliced from 5 exons. Gene Ontology annotation, cellular component: membrane. The coding region runs from base 101 to 895 and encodes 264 amino acids.
UGACCACUCCUCUUCCUCACAAAUGUGGAUGUUAUGAACUUUGAUCUGCUUUUUGGGCUGAACUGAGUUUGUAACAUUGCUGCUUCUUCAGAAUCAGGACAUGCUGGACAUGAUCAUGGGAAGCGCGUUGGCCAAGUGUGCUGUCACCGACCUGGCCAUUCAGUGGGUUGGGUGGGCACUAGCGUCUGCUCUCAAAACGGAAAAGUUUUACGACUUGGCAGGAUCUGGUACCUUCAUAUUGCUGGCUCAUCUGAGUCGGGUAUGGGGCGGAAAUGGCCACUUUAGACAGAACGUACAAACUGGACUUGUCACUGCCUGGGGUCUGAGGCUCGGGACAUUUCUCUUUCUUAGAAUCCUAAAGGAAGGACAAGACCGGAGAUUUGACAAUGUCAGAGACAGCCCUGGGACAUUCUUUGUGUACUGGACCAUGCAAGCUUUGUGGGUCUUUAUUACCCUGUUGCCCACCCUAAUUCUAAACAGUGAGAGAAGAGAUGAGCCCCUGGGCCCACGUGACUACAUCGGCUGGGGAAUAUGGGGGCUGGGUUUUGCUACAGAGGCCAUUGCCGACCUGCAGAAGUGGAAUUUUAGGAGUGAUCCAGAUAACGCAGGAACAUUUAUUCAUCAUGGACUGUGGGCAUACAGCAGACACCCAAACUAUCUGGGGGAGAUCCUGCAGUGGUCAGGCCUGUUCCUGUCCGCUUCCUCCGUCAUGCGUGGUCCUCAAUAUCUCACUGUGGUUUCUCCUCUCUUUGUCUGGUUUUUACUGAGACACGUUAGUGGGAUCCCCAUCCUUGAGAAACAAACUAUGAAGAAGUGGGGAUCAGACCCUGCUUUCCAGAACUACAUCAAGAACACUCCACUCCUAUGGCCCUUCCCCAAAUUUAAAGGAGAAUAAAGCAUAUUUACAGAACUUGCAGUAAUUG